This is a messenger RNA of Schistocerca nitens (vagrant locust), 3322 nucleotides long. RefSeq names its product nephrin-like. The record is from RefSeq and is a predicted model, not a curated record. Gene Ontology annotation, molecular function: protein binding. Bases 547 to 3054 code for a protein of 835 amino acids. NCBI's taxonomy places the organism in Eukaryota, Metazoa, Arthropoda, Insecta, Orthoptera, Acrididae. The transcript has 14 exons.
GCCGCCGCCGAGCCCCUGGCGACUAGACCUCCUCGCUGUGCGGCGUGUCUUCCGUGCCGUGCCCGCGGUCGGCGCACGUUGCUGUUGUCCUGAGACAGCCUCGGUGCUUUUGCUAUAAGGCUUCCCGUCGUCGACGCGCACUUAAGUUCGUGGGGGAUGCCGCGGGGUGCACCAGCUUAGUGUAACAAGACUUUUAAUUAAAAUGUAUACCGUUCCCUCUCUCAUACAAAACCUGCGCCGCGUUCUGCGAAUCGAUAGCAAACUGCGUAGUCUCCGCUCAUGAAUUAUUCGGGAACGAUCGCGUAAAGCGCUGCUCCGAUGGACCGCAAAGAUUGCGUGAGAAGGAAACUAGUACCAGUCUACUUUCAAAACACAAACACGAUCACACCUACAGUUAACCAAAAGCGUCGUAAAGUCAAAAACUGUCUCAUUAUGGAGCAUAAGUUUUCAAGUGAUCUUGAUUGAAAGUAAGUCGUAAUGAUCGACGUGCUGAUUUAUCUGUUAAUUAAUUACGUCUAAAUUUUGCGUGGAACGGAUGAAAUCACAAUGAGACCACGGAAGAAGUAUACUUCUCUCCUGAACUGUUGUUGUCUCUGCAACAGAAUAGUUUACGUCCUUUUGGUGAUCCUUGCCAACGGUAUCACUUCAAAGAUAUUAGACGACGAAACAGUGAUGGCCUCGGAUAUCCAAGCUGUGGAGGGCGGUGUUGCUAAACUACCCUGUGACGUCGUGCCGCCGCUCGCAGGGGACAGGGUGCACCUCGUCAUAUGGUACAAGGAUGGUGUCACGUCACCCAUUUACAGCGUGGACGCGCGCGGUAAGCCGGUGGAGCAGGCGAAGCACUGGUCUGAGGAGGCGACGCUGGCGGGGCGCGCCUACUUCCGCUUCCAGGAGCGGCCGGCCCGCCUCACGCUGGAGAGCGUGCGCGACGCCGACUCCGGCACCUACCGCUGCCGCGUCGACUUCCGGCGCUCGCCCACCCGCAACUCCAAGGUCAACCUCAGCGUCAUCAUUCCUCCAGAGCAGCUCAUGAUCCUGGACGACAAGGGAUCGAACAUACCGCAUUAUAUCCUCGGUCCGUACAACGAGGGCUCCGAUGUCGACAUCACCUGUAUUGCCACUGGAGGGCGCCCGUCGCCGCGCGUCACGUGGUGGCAGGACAACGCGCUGCUGGACGACUCCUGGGAGUCCCUGGGCGGACGGCGCGUGCGCAACACGCUGCACCUGGAGAAGCUGUCGCGGCGUCAGCUGCACGCCGUGCUCACCUGCCAGGCCUCGUCCAGCCCGCUGGCCGCUCCGCUCUCUGGAGCGGUCACCCUCGACCUCAACCUGCGGCCUCUUUGGGUGCGCCUGGUGGGGGAGAACCGGCCGCUGUCUGCGGACAACACAUACCAGCUGUCGUGCGAAGCGGUGGGCACGCGGCCACAGCCAGUCUUCUCCUGGUGGAAGGCCGGCGUCCAGUUGCGCAACUCGCGCGAGACGACGAGUGCAGACGGGAACACCACCACCAGCACGCUGACUUUCGUCCCUAUCGUGGAAGACAGCGGCAAGAAGGUCACGUGCCGCGCCGGGACGCCGCUCAUUCCGGACAGCACCCUAGAGGACUCCUGGAAGCUCGACAUCUUCCAUGUGCCUAUAGUAACCCUGGAGUUGGGAGGAGCUGUCAACGCGAGCUACGUCCGAGAAGGCUCCGAUGUCUACUUCGAGUGCAACAUCAAAUCCAAUCCAUGGAUCUACAGGGUUACCUGGAGGCACAAUGGCCAGCUACUGUAUAACAACGCCAGCGGCGGGACCUUGGUCAGCAACCAGAGCCUGGUGCUGCAGGCCGUCAACCGGGAGCGCACCGGCUUCUACACGUGCGUCGCUAGCAACCAGGAGGGCGACGGCGAGAGCAACCCCGUCUACCUGGACGUCAAAUUCCGUCCCGUGUGCACACCCGGCCAGACGCAGACGUACGGCGUGGCGCGCCAGGAGACGGCGCGCGUGUCCUGCGAGGUGGAGUCGAACCCCGGCGACGGGCUGAGCUUCAGCUGGCGCUUCAACAACUCGGUGGAGGCGGCGGACAUCCCGGCGUCGCUGGUGGCGGUGGAGCGCGUGCGCAGCGCCGCCCUCUACACGCCGCACAGCGAGCUCGACUACGGCUCGCUGCUCUGCUGGGCCAAGAACGACGUCGGCGACCAGCAGGUGCCCUGCGUCUUCCACAUCGUGCCCGCAGGGAAACCAGACGACCUGCGGAACUGCAGUAUUGUGAACCAGACGGCGGACUCACUCCACGUGGAAUGCACGGAGGGCUUCGACGGCGGGCUGCCACAGGAGUUCGUGAUGGAGGUGUACGACGCGGCGUCCCAGGCGCUCGUGGGCAACGUCAGCUCGCGCGCGGCCACGUUCACCGUCAGCGGCUUGCAGCCGGGGCUCGGCUUCGACGUCGUUCUCUUUGCUGCCAACGCUAAAGGACGCAGCCGCAUCAUCACCCUGCACGCCUAUACGCUGCAACCCGCAGAGCGUCGAGCAGAAACGCCGCUGCUGCCGGGUGUGACGCCGGUGGUGGGGGCGGUGGCGGGCGGCGGCGCGCUGGGGGCGCUGCUGCUGGGGGCGGGGGCGGCUGUGGCGGUGGUCCGCGCCCGCCGCAAGAGACCGUCGGCGCAGCAGCAGCAGCAGCAGCCGCCGGCCACGCCGCUCUCUAAGGACAGCGACGAGGGCGGCUGGGGCGGCGGCUCCGCCAACGGGCCCGUCACCGCCGUCGCCGUCUGUGCGCUCGACAAGCAGCGAGCCAAGGCCGACGCCGCUGCGCCGCACGACGAGAACAACCCUGACGUGGUGCCCCACAUCUGUGAAAACGACUACAGGAGGAUCGAAAGAGACAAGAUCAUGGAGAAAGAAAGUCUUUCACGAGCUUUAUACAUGAAUGAAACGACAGACUGCCACACACAAAGCAAUGAAGCAUUUGAAAAGAGGAGUAACGUAAUUUCAGGAAAACAGGUACCAAUAAUUUCCGUAAGCUGCAGUGAGGACAACUCUUCGAACCCGCCACGGGUUUCUGUGACCAGAUUUUGAAGAAAUGUAAUUUGAGAUGCAACUGGGAAACAACUUCUGUUGCAGCGUUUGAAGAAGUUCUUUGUUCGACAUGGAAUUCGUCUUGUCAGCAGCAGAGAAAACUUGGACAAUUAAAUUUCUCCUUCUACAUCAGUGACUGUGACCGAAAGCGUUAUUUCUCAGUGCACGUAGCUAUGAUGUGCAUUACUGAAAAAAGUGUGUUCUGUGAAAACAGUACUUUGAAUAAGAACUAUGAUUUAUGUUGUCCUGCUGCGUAAAAUCUCAGGUA